Aspergillus brunneoviolaceus CBS 621.78 is the source of this 2110-nucleotide messenger RNA. Its product is annotated as MFS general substrate transporter. NCBI's taxonomy places the organism in Eukaryota, Fungi, Ascomycota, Eurotiomycetes, Eurotiales, Aspergillaceae. Gene Ontology annotation, biological process: siderophore transmembrane transport. The transcript is spliced from 4 exons. Bases 227 to 1720 code for a protein of 497 amino acids. Gene Ontology annotation, molecular function: siderophore-iron transmembrane transporter activity. The record is from RefSeq and is a predicted model, not a curated record.
CUGGCCACUUUUGCCGUCAACUUUGCCGACUAUUCCACCCAGGUUUACACUGCAUACACGACGAGCGCCUUCAAGCAGCACUCGGCCAUGAGUGCUGCGCGUGUGGUUAUGAACAUCACCCGCAUUGCUUCAUAUCCGAUCAUUGCUAAACUGGGCGAUGUACUAAAGCCUUGUACCUCUUCAAUCUCCAUGCUGACAACAAUUCCAGGUCUUUGGCCGAGCUGAAAUGUUCAUCCUUUCAAUCAUCGCCCAGGUACUCGGCUAUGUCAUUUAUGCAUGCUGCAAGAACAUCUCGCAGUAUAUGGCCGCCGGAAUCUUCGAAGCCAUCGGUUCAACAGGUUAUGCCCUUACCCAGCAAGUAUUCGUCGCCGACGUAACGAACUUGGUCAAUCGAGGUAUCUGGUCGACACUGCCCGACUCCCUGACAACUAUCCCGACAUUAUACCUAGGCACGAUCGUUGCGCAAGACAUUCUCGACCACUCGACGUGGCGCUGGGGAUGGGGUAUGUGGGCAAUUGUGCUGCCCGUUGCUGCAGCACCCUUGGUCGGAAGCAUGGUGCUUUACCAGCACCGUUCCCCUCGACGAGUCCGCAUCAGUACGGCUUUGGGGUGGAAAAGCGAGGAUCCUUGGUGGCGUCGGGUCUAUGAUCUCCUGUGGAUUCAACUGGAUCUACCGGGGGCCGUGCUACUUCUAUUGGGGCUGUCGCUGUUCUUGAUCCCACUGUCCCUGACUGGUUCGGGCAAUAGUGGUGCCUGGCAACACAACGGCUCUUUCAUUGCCAUGCUUGUCAUGGGCGUGGUGUUUGUAAUUGCCUUCCUGGCGUGGGAUGCCUGGUUCGCGAAGAAGCCAUUUGUCCCAUACCGGAUGAUCCGCAACCGCACCGUGGCCGCCGCUUGCCUGCUGGGCGCCCUGGACUUUUUCCACUACUCCGUCUUCACAGUGUUCUUCACAAGCUACCUGCAAGUAGCUGGACACUUUGAGGCUGGAAAUGCCACCCGGAUUGACAACUCUCUGCGAGUAGCUUUUCAAGUGGCAGGGAUCUUCGCCUCGCUCUUCAUGAAAUACACUCGUCGUUCGCAAAUUUGGGUUCUUGGGGGCGUCCCCCUCUGUGUGCUCGGCAUGGGCAUUGUUCUUUACCUUGUGGAUAUGGGCAAUGGCAAAACAGGAAGCGAGGCGGCCUUUGUCACGGCCAAAUCGCUGAUCGGAAUCGGGCGUGGCUUCUACCAGACCGCAGCUCAGGUCUCCGUCCAAGCCGUCGUGUCCAGACAGGAAGUCUCCGUCGUGACGGCAGUAUUCUUUGCUUCUAUGAGCGUAGGAGGAGCCAUUGGAACUAGUGUGGCUGGCGCCAUCUGGCGAAGCACCCUCCCCAAGAAGCUGGAGCAAUAUCUUCCCGAUGCGCUCAAACCCCAGGCGCACACCAUCUUCAGCUCUAUUGUCGUGGCGAAGAAAUAUCAACCUGGCACGGCUGCUCGUGAUGCUAUUGACCGCAGCUAUCGGGAGUCGCAGCGCCUUUUGGCAAUUGCUGCUCUGGCGGCUUUGGCUCCGAUGCUGAUUGUGAUGUUCUUCCUGCGUAACGUACAUCUUGAUGCGCGAGAUGAGGAAGAGGCUACUUCCGAGACACCGGUCGAGAAGGGCCACGAAGACGUCCAGGCGGGGAAAACUGCUACCGCAACUUCGAGUCCUGCCGGUGCUGAAAAUGGCCAUCGGAUCGAACAGUAGUCGGGGUGCUAAGUAGAUGAAAUGAGCUGCGGUGAAACAAAAUGCUUCUCGGUGUCCUGACUGUGCCUCGGAUAUUCGCAAGACCAUCCAGCAUUCGAACGAUCAUCCUCUUUGAUUGAUUUAUAGAUUUCGGACGAGAAACAUUGAACUAUCUCAAACUAGUACUCAUUUUUGACUUCAGGUGAAGUAUAGAGCGUUUUUUGGAGUUGCAAAUGUGAUCGCGGCAGCCAGGCAGCUCUCCGAAGGUUGAGGCCUCGAGAUACAUAUAUCAUCGUGCUUGCCAGCCAUAUUUAUCCUGGGAAAGGCAAUUUUUCGGGCCAGUUCAAAGUAAUUCAUGGAAGAUAAACUGCUUAUAAAUCGAACGAUAGGAGACCUAUUGAAAAAGGCAAA